AUGCUCGGAAAACUCAAACUCGCUUUCGAAGAUGGUCUCACAGGCAAGUCCAACUCCAAGGCCCUAGUCAACAUAUUUUCCGUACCCAAACCGAGCAGUGCUCCCACGGCUGCCCCCGAAACAGGGUCUUGUACAUCUACACAUGAAACCGACAUAAACAGCGCUGGAUCAAGAAAGAAGCCUAAGAAAUCCAAACGAAACGGAACAAUAGUGAAGGAGCCAGCAUUGUCGCAACCCUCGCCCUUAUCCUCUGCUGUGGAGCACCCCGGAAGGAGCAAACGCCAAUUAAAGGAAGAGCAGAAGAAGGAAAAAUGGCUUGCCAGAUGCCUUGCCCGCGAAGCCGAAGCCCGUGCUAUAGCAGAAAAGGAGGGUCGCCUUGCGGAGCAUGAGGCAGAGGUGCACAAGAAGGAGGAAGAGAAGGCCCGGCAGAUUGCGAAAGUCCGCACUGCUGAUACAGCGCCUAUCACGAAUUCUAAGAAGGAUAGGAAGAACAUUGAUCUACAGCUGGAAAAUGUAAAGGCUGAAGCAGAAGACCCGGAAGUCACCUUCCUCCAGAAUAAAAAAAAAAGGCAACUUGAACGGGAGGCGGCUGGGAGUGGCCAUACUCAUGAGGCCAAGAAAAGAAGGCGGCCAAACAGCGAUGGUCCAACACCAUUCCCACUCCUCAGCGGUGUAGCAGCCACUGCGAGUUCAUUCUUGCCGCCUAAAUUGUCUUCGCCAGCGCUGGCAAAUAUACCCCAUAAAGGACAACUGAAGGGCCAGGCUGCCAAUCUACGGAAACAGCGGGAGAAUCUACCAAUAUGGGAGCACCGGAAUGAUCUGCGAAGCGCUCUUCGUGAGAAGAAUGUACUGGUCAUGCUGGGAGAGACUGGUAGCGGUAAGAGUACGCAGAUCGGGCAGUUCCUGGUAAAUGAACCAUGGAUGCAGAAGCAAAAGAUUCGAGAUUCCAAAGGGAGAGAGUUAUUGGUUGGUGGUUGUAUAGCGAUUACUCAACCUCGUCGUGUGGCUGCUAUUAAUCUUGCACGGCGUGUUGCGCAGGAGAUGGGGGUUCAUCUGGGAGAGGAAGUCGGAUAUACGGUCAGGUUCGAUAAUAAAUCGAGUAAAGAGAAGACCAAAAUUAAAUUCUUGACAGAUGGUAUGCUGCUACAGGAAAUGCUACAUGAUCCGCUGUUGAAACAAUAUUCGGCAAUCAUUGUCGACGAAGCACACGAAAGGACAGUGGGGACCGACUUGGUCAUGGGCUUCUUAAGAAGUCUUGUCUAUGGUGCGCGGGGAGAGAAUUCUGGUGCAAAUAUGAAACUGGUCAUCAUGAGUGCCACAAUUGAAGUUGGGCGAAUGGCAUGGUUCUUGGAGAAAGACCGAGGCGCAAAUGACAUAUAUGUUAAUGGAAACAGCUCUACCAGCCAGAACGACUCCCGGGCUAUUACGCGCACAGAUAUAAGUGACGAGGAUGAAUUUACUGGUUGCCAUAUCAGCGAUGCAGAAGAGGACAACAGCACUGAGGAAGCCAAGGUUACGGAAAUCCCUAGCACAGUUGCAAAAUUCCAAGUUCCCGGAAGACAGUUUCCCGUAGAGUUAUACCACUCACCCGAGCCAGUGGCAGACUAUGUCGAUGCAGCUCUCCGGACAAUCUUCCAAAUCCACUAUGGGGAGCCAAUGCCAGGUGACAUCUUGGUAUUCUUGACAGGCCAGGAAGAGAUUGAAGCCUUACAAAAGCUCGUUGAGGAUUAUGCAAAAUCCAUGGACAAAAACGUUCCCAAAAUCCACGUUCUCCCUCUCUACGCCGCCCUCCCUCAACUCCAACAACAGAAGGUCUUUCGACCUGCCCCAGAGCGUAACAUGCGAAAAGUAAUCCUGGCCACCAAUAUCGCCGAGACCUCUGUGACCGUCUCAGGUGUCCGGCACGUCAUUGACUGCGGUAAGGUUAAAACGAAACAAUACCGGCCCCGCAUUGGACUAGAGUCACUUCUUGUAACACCCGUCUCAAAAUCCUCUGCUAUGCAGCGCACAGGUCGAGCCGGCCGUGAAGCACCGGGAAAAUGCUUCCGCCUCUUCACCGAGGACCAAUUCCUCACGCUUGAGGAAGCCACCGUCCCCGAAAUCCUGCGCUGCGAUAUUGCCACUGCAAUCUUGACACUAAAAGCUCGUGGACAGGAGGACAUACUAGGGUUCGACUAUAUCGACCCACCAACGCGCGAGUCCCUUAUCAAAGGGCUAGAACAAUUAUUUUCGCUGGGCGCUCUAGACAAUAGUGGGAAUAUCAACGGCCUAGGACGCAAAAUGGCGAUGCUGCCGUUGCCACCAGCCCUGGCGAGGGUGCUUAUUGCUGCUGCGGAAAAGGAGAUGGGGUGCUUGCCGGAGGCGAUUGAUAUCAUUGCAGCGCUAUCGGUGGAGAAUUUGUUUGUGACCCCUCAAAGCGAGGACAAGAGGGAGGAGAUGGAUGAGGCUAGGAAGGAAUUUGAGAGGCGGGAGGGUGAUCAUUUGAUGCUAUUGCAGGUGGUGAGAGGAUGGGAAGCGCAGGAGUUGCAUAAGGAGGCGUGGGCGGAGAAACAUUUUGUGUCCCACAGAGCGCUGUUAAAUUGGGCUAACGUCCGAAAACAGCUACGCCAAUAUUGUCAACGCAUUAUGUCGUCUAUUCAAGAGACUUCCCCUCUCGAAACACUGAUCACCCCUGAGCACGGCACUCGCAUCUUGAAAUGCUUCCUUAAAGGUUUCUUUCACAACACUGCACGUCUCGUGCCCGAUGGCUCUUACCGGACAGUCCUGGGCUCUCAGACUGUCGCAAUACACCCUAGUAGUGUGCUCUUUGGGAAGAAAGUGGAGGCCAUUAUGUAUCACGAGUUUGUAUAUACAACAAGGCCCUUUGCAAGGUCAGUAUCGGCUAUCCAGAUGGAUUGGCUUGUAGAUGCUUCGCCGAACUAUCUUGGUGCGGAUGCGGACGUUUAG
This is a messenger RNA of Morchella importuna, 2946 nucleotides long. RefSeq lists its product as uncharacterized. The transcript is spliced from 2 exons. The coding region runs from base 1 to 2946 and encodes 981 amino acids. Lineage: Eukaryota; Fungi; Ascomycota; Pezizomycetes; Pezizales; Morchellaceae. Gene Ontology annotation, molecular function: ATP binding; RNA binding. The record is from RefSeq and is a predicted model, not a curated record. Gene Ontology annotation, cellular component: catalytic step 2 spliceosome; intracellular anatomical structure.